AGUUCUUUUCAUCUAAAUUAUCUGUCCAUAAUGAAAAUAACAAUCUUCACUGCAUUACUGCUCAUUGUAGUUGUAUGUUGUAAUGAUGAGGAACCCUGGGAGACAUUCGAUGAGAAUGCAGGAGGUAAUCCUAUGUUGUUAAUUAUUUCGACUGAUCUUUGAUAUUCAAUAAAUUUUUUGUUAAAGCAUUCACCUAAGACAUCAGUCAUGGAAUGACAACAUUACCAAAUUAUUACUUAUGAUAUGUGAAAUGAUCACACAUACUCUUAUUUCAUUUCAAUUUUUAUCAGCACCAGUCGAUAAUUGCAUUGUACGGAAGUAAUAUUCAUGACCAAGUUGACUGUUUCCUUCAUUAAAAAACUAUCUAAAAUCGUCAUCAGCCAUCACCAGUAAAAUCUCACACAAAUACACUUGUUUCUGUAAUGAACUUUGUUGUUUCGUGCAUCUCAAUUCCAUACUCUGUUUGUUUUUUUUAAUCGGUUAUCAUCAAUCAAAUGUAUAGUUGAAGAAUAUGUGCGGUAUUAUAGACGAGGUGAUAAAUGAAUCUGGGAUUAAUUAACCAUGAAACUUUCAUUCCAAUAAAUAUUUUCAUUCAAGAUAUUUCG
This is a messenger RNA of Schistosoma turkestanicum, 605 nucleotides long. NCBI's taxonomy places the organism in Eukaryota, Metazoa, Platyhelminthes, Trematoda, Strigeidida, Schistosomatidae. The record is from the annotation of a GenBank genome assembly.